UUUCCUUAUUGUAAUAUAUCAUUAUUAUUUAAAUUUCAGAAUGAUGUAGGUAUGCUAAUCGGGUGAUGCUGAGUGAUGAACGGCGAUCAAGAGUUGGUGACCGUAUUGGCAGUCUGUGGCGUGGCCGCCCUAGCCACGUUCAUAAACGGAUACGUCUUAUUAGUCAUCCUACUUAGCAAACGGACGAGUUCACCAAUCAACGUAUUGCUCACUCACUUGAGCGCUGUGGAUUUGAUUAUUUGCAUUGCUGUACUGCUGUCCAUUUUACCGGAGACAUUCAAUCAGUACGAAAAAGUCGCUCCGUGGUUGUGUCCUGUUCACGGAUUUCUGUUUAAUUUCCUACAUCCAAUGGCCAUUUGGACAGUGUGUGGUCUCAACUGUGACAGGUAUUAUGCAAUUGCGGCACCAUUGCAUUACGGAACACUAGUAAACAGCCGCAAAAUCAUGUUGGGUCUCUGCGGCACUUGGAUUGUGUGCUUGUUGAUCUCAUUGCCACCGGUUUUCCGGUUAGUUCCUUAUACUUAUCAACCGGGCCUACCUGUUUGUACUACAGAUUUCAGCAAAGGUCGAGCAACUAUUUUUUAUAGCAUUUUCUAUACGACCAUUACUCUAGUACUGCCUGGUGUCAUCAUACUCGGAUGCAACAUAAAAGUGUUCACGAUCGCCCGGUACCACAGGCACCGCAUAGCGUCGGCGAUAUUCGAAGUGACGCUGUCGGCGCAGGUGACCAUCACGCACCAGCGGAACCCGUUCUUCCUGCCCACGGCGAUGGCCAACAAGCUGCGCAGGAGCAACGCGUUCUCCGCCGUGUUCCAGAUCGUCGGCUCGCUGGCCGUGUUCUACCUGCCGUACUACGGCGUGUGCCUGUACGAGUCGCUGUGCGCGGCCGUGGGCGCGGCGCCGCGCACCGACCCGGCCGUCAAGUCGCUGUCGUUCGCUCUCAUCACCGGUUCGGCGUUGUGCAACGGGCUGCUGUACGGCAUCAAGAACAAGCUGCUGAAGAAGACGUACCAGAACUACAGGCGCAAAAUGAUGACCAAGUGCGAGGUGAACCAAGAGAUCCAGGCCCGGACGCCGUCCGCGUGCGGGUCACGCAGACCCUCGCUGACUCCGGUGGCCGCGGCCGCCGGCCACGGCAAGACGCCCGUCAUUCCGGCGGCAGCGCCACUGCUGCUGCUCUGCAGCCGCCGGUCGUCGCUGAUGAGCCUGUCCGAGACGGGCGAACCCCCGACGGCGAUUGCGGCCAGACGUCUUCCCGGCGCCACGUGUUCGGCCAACGCCCUGGACUUUGGUAACUUUUACGCGGACGUCCAUUUCAACGGCGGCGGCGGCGUCGGCGGUGGCGGCGGCGGUUCGUCCAUCAGGCGGUGCUACUCGUCGACCACCAACGACGACGGGUCCGACCGGGGCGGCCGGUGCGCGGUGGCCAACCGCAGCGCGUUCGUCCGGCGCAUAUUGCGCGACUCGCGACGAUCGCCCAGGAUAUUGAUCACGAGGGCCAUGUCCGAGGAGAGCGAACCGUACUCGUCGGAGCAGAGCGGCGGGGCCGCGGCCAUCUGCGGCCGGAAGGACCGCGGCGUGGCCGCGCACAAGCUUUCGUCGUCCGCCGUCACGCUGUUCAUCGACGACUGCAGGCCCAACGGCGGCCGCGUCCAUCACUGUCCGGACGUCGACUUCGACUUCGACGACGAUUGCGGCGGCGGCGGCGGUUGCGACGACGACGACGAAGACACGUCGCUGGCCUACUACAGCAGCCCGUCGUCCAGCAACGACGGGAGCGGUUGCGCGGCCAACGGCGGCGGCCUUACGCGGCUCACCAGGCUGUCCGCGUGAUUCCCGGUCGUGCCGGCGGUUCCGGCACGCAGUAUUAAUUAUUUCUUUCCCGGCGAGGCGGACGUUCCCUCCUCGUCGACCCCUCUCCACGCGCGCACGGAAACGACGUGUCUUGAACCGAAACCGAAUUAUAUCGGUUUCCGUAUUAUUGUAACUAUAAUAUCAUCGUACAAAAUCCUCUCGGAGUGAAACCGCGCGUUUCUUUACGUAACGAUACAACGACCGAAGGCGAUCCGUCGAGGUAACACCAGUGAUCGCCGUGGACGAUAUAUACACCGCAGUCGCAUCACAGAUCGUGUUAAUAAUAAUAAAAUUAAUUGAUAUAAAUAUAAUUGAUAUGAUCUGUGGUGGUGUACUGUACGCUGUAUUGAAACAAUAAGGCGCAUGUAAUAUUAAUCGUAUCUGAAAAAAAAUAAUAUAACGCGUAGGAUAGUCGAACGAAAACAAUGUAGACGAUAGCGUUACUCCUAUAUAUAUAUAUAUAUACGUGCAGUACUACCUAUACCUAUAUUAUAAUCGUUGAAAUAAAUUGUCGUGUUUAUCGGAUACGCUGAACCGGGGACAAACGGUUGUUUUUUUACAUCGCUUUAAGCUUAAUAAUGUCAUGUUAUUAUACACGUUUUUAUUUUAAAUUUAUUUAAUGUUUUAUAUUCAUAUAUAUAUACGUUUUUAAAAUAUGUUCCAUUCAAAUGACUAGUUUAUAGGAUGAAAAUAAAGAUGAAUUAAAUAACGUAUUUGUACUUACGGUGAUCCAAAUAGUGUAUACGCAAUUAAAAAUAAUUUAAUCCAAAAUUUAGUGGAGGUCACUAUAGCCUCACUGCGAAAUCACCACCGACUAGAAAGCUUCACUCGCGGCCCAUUGAAAUUAAAUUGAACACGUUACACGUGAUAUCGUUUUCACUACUGCUGCUGUUGCUAAACCAUUAUGACAAUGUUUAAUAAUUGCAUUGUAGUUAUUAUAUGCAUAAUAUAUUAUUAAAAAUAAUACUGCUUUCUUGGUUUUCAUCGUGGUUUAUCAUAUGUCUUAAACGACCUUUAUUGUGUAGGUCUUUCGAAGAUUAUAUUGGGAUUAUAUUAUAUUUAAGUCGACAGACAAUUCAUUUGUUAUGAAGUCAUUCGUGGGAUCAAAGGUAAUUUUUUUUUAAAUUUUUACCUAUUUUUAAAAUAUUGUUUUCGCGCUCAUUUUAGAUCAUGUCGCAUAAUUGAGCUUACUUAUCGCAACGAAUUUAAUUUCAACGAAAAUCCAUUAUCAUAAUUUUUUUUUUUUUACUUUAUUGUUUAUUAACUAUAAAAUAUUUGCUAUUGGGCAUUUACUGUUCAAACGUUUUUUAAAUUUUCUUUUUUUUUUUUAUUAGGGGGAACCAGAGGUAACAAGCCAUUGGGUGUAGGGUGGUACGGUAGGGAGUUUUUUUUUGUAUUUAUUUAUUUAUUUCAGCAAAAUCAAGCAUAGGUUUAGAUGGUUUUUAUGUUUGUAAAAAACAAGGAUGUGUUGCUAUAAACCUCCCGGGAGGUAAUCCAUCCGGAAACUAGCAACGUUGUACGUAUAUCAAUGGAUUUCUUAAAUGUAUAGAACUAUUAUUAGUAAACUAAUAUUGGACGGUUAUAAUAAUAUUAUUCCUCGAUAAGACAUAUUAUAUUAAUAUAUUAUUCAUGAAUAGAUUGAGUGUAUCGAUAAUAAUUAAUAGUAUUAUGCCUAUGGACAGUUUCCUAUAUUUUAACUGUUUUCAACAUUAUACCUAAAUGUAAUAAAAAUAAAUCUGUUAACACUAUUGAAAACAACCAUUCUGCAAAUGAGUUAACCAAUAAUAAUUUUAAUACAAUUAAUGCUUGUUGAGUAAGAAUGACUGACAUUUACUGAGUUAAAAUAUCCAUAGUAAGGUAUAAGGUAUUUGUUCAUUUUGGCUUUUCACAUAGUUUGACAGUUUGUAAAAUUAGACUCGGUAAAAUGUAAUACAAUUUGCUUAGGAAUAUAUCUUAUAGACCCAUUUCACUCAUCUAUCUAUUUUAAAUAUUUUAUUUUUAGAAUAUUUAUUAUUGUUAUGCUUGACUUCUUAUAAAAAUACGAUUUCUAUAAAUAAAUAAACAUAGUAUGAUCGACGAAAAAAGUGUUUACGUUUAAAUUUGAAAUUGUUGACGAUUUCCAAUCAUUGUGAAAUAUUAUUCGACGAUUUUGAAUCAAUUGUCGGUAAGCAACUGUAGUUAAAUGAACAUCGUUUUAAUUAAUCAUAGUAUUAUGCAAUAGUUCAACUAAGUUGUCUAACUAUAAUUUCGAUAAUUUAAUAUAGGUACCUACUAGUAUUUUUAAAUUAAAACCCAUUUAUUAAUUUAAAUCUGUCAACUAAUACCAGUUUAAAUUAAAAUCCACAUUUUUGUACCUUUUAACACAGAUAUUAAACUUCAAUAUCUACGGAGAAAAGUUAUCACUAAUCAAUGAAAAAUAAAUUAUGUUAGUUCAAAAAAUACAAAUAUAUAAUUCUUUGUCUUUAAAUGUCAUUGUACAACAAUAUUAUCAUACAUGUGUAAAAAUUAUUUUUUGGUCUAAAACUGCAUACGGUUGGUCCCGUGAGAAUUUACUUUUUUGGAUUGAUCAAGUAAUGAUUUUUAUAUGUUUCCAUCAUUUAAAAAUAUAAAACCUUCCAUCACAGAAUACCCUGUACAUCUAUCAUUAAUAUUGUUGUCGCUUAAUCGCUACUCGAUAAUAUUUUGUAAUUUAUUCAACGUAUAUAGUAGUUUUGUAUGACUAUUAGAAAUGAACAUUACUUCGUAAUUCGUAUAAGUAUAACGUAUAUUAUAAUACUAAAGAACACUAACAAUAACUAUAGCUAGUCAUUAAAUUAUAUUUUUGAGAAAUACAGACGUUUGUAAUUAGUUAUUAUCUGCUUCAGGCAUCACUGAAUUAGUUGUAAGAGUUUGUCCUACACCUGUACGUUUAAGAACCUAUUUACAUAUGUGACAAAUAAAUAUAUAUUAUUUUACGGACCUUAUCUGCCAAAACAUAUUUUAUACUCGCAAUAUGAUCAAGGGAAUUACAAAGUGGCCGUUCAGGUACCUAGUUCACUUACUUACAAUAAAUAAUUAUAACUCUUUAGAAUUUCUUUCGGUUGCAAUGUGGUACAUACAAUUUAUUACAAUCAUGUCGAACUUGUGGCUGACAAAGUGACAAACCAGAUAUAUGAGCAAAUAUAAUGCUAUGCUCUGCAGCUUAACUGCAUUAUAUCAUAUAUGUAUAAAAUACCUAAAUAUGAAUAUAGGAACAACAACAGACACGGAAUGUUUUACCUUCGGUGCAGCAAUGUACUAACUACUAACCCACUAUAAUAGUUAACAGUUUAUUGGUACCUAA
This is a messenger RNA of Myzus persicae (green peach aphid), 5176 nucleotides long. RefSeq names its product G-protein coupled receptor 161-like. Gene Ontology annotation, cellular component: membrane. The transcript has 4 exons. The coding region runs from base 76 to 1833 and encodes 585 amino acids. Gene Ontology annotation, biological process: G protein-coupled receptor signaling pathway. Lineage: Eukaryota; Metazoa; Arthropoda; Insecta; Hemiptera; Aphididae. The record is from RefSeq and is a predicted model, not a curated record. Gene Ontology annotation, molecular function: G protein-coupled receptor activity.